This is a messenger RNA of Malania oleifera, 2883 nucleotides long. RefSeq names its product pre-rRNA-processing protein esf1. Gene Ontology annotation, molecular function: RNA binding. Gene Ontology annotation, cellular component: nucleus. The transcript is spliced from 7 exons. NCBI's taxonomy places the organism in Eukaryota, Viridiplantae, Streptophyta, Magnoliopsida, Santalales, Ximeniaceae. The record is from RefSeq and is a predicted model, not a curated record. Gene Ontology annotation, biological process: rRNA processing. The coding region runs from base 268 to 2526 and encodes 752 amino acids.
UUUCUCCGAUAAUAAUAAUGGAUUCAUAGGAAAACAUGAGGGGGAUGGGGCAGUAUAUUGAAGACAUGGAUGGCCACAUUUAAGAAAAAGAACACGAAUACUCAAAAAUCAAGAGCAUGACUGAAACCUAGUGCACUGCAAUAGUGCAUCUGGUUUGGGUAAGCGCCGGCGCCGCUCUUUGGUUACACUGAUUCUUCCUCAGUUCGUCUCACCUCCUCCCUCCCUGACUCUGUUUCAGAGUUUCUCGCUGAAGACGGUAAUCCAUACAUGGGGUUUCAAAGCAUCAGUCAUGUCCUCAAGAAAAAGAAGAAGAGCAAUGCCAAUAAAAAGUUGAAGAUAGAUGAAGCCUCGGCGGAGGGCACCAGCGGUAAUGGCAAUUCCGGCGGUGGGGUCAUCACAGAUUCGAGAUUCUCUUCUGCGCACUCAGACCCUCGAUUCCAGAGGGUUCCGAAGCACAAGUCGAAGGUCGCGAUUGAUCCUCGAUUCAAUCGCAUGUUCUCCGAUCAGCGCUUCUCUUCCUCGUCAGCUCCUCUUGAUAAGAGAGGCAGGCCUAAGAAAUUCAGCUCCGGAAACCCUCUUCGUCAUUACUACAAACUCCAAGAAGAACAACAACGAGAACACGAAGAACAAGAAAAAGAAGACGAAGAGGAGGAAGGGCAGAACAAAGUAAUUAGCAGUGAUGAAGAUGGAGGGGGAGACAAAGAGAGUAGCAAAUCGCAGUUGGAGUUGAAUAAUGUCAGAGGCGAGUCAUCAGAAUCUGUCUUGAGUGUCGAUUCAGAACCCUCGGCAUCAGAAGGAGAUGCUGAGAGCGGUGGUGAGACUGAUACUGAUUCAGAUGAAGAAUAUGAGGUUGAUGUGGGAGAGGAGUCUUCAGUGCAGGAGGAAAAUAUACCUGAGAUUGAAAAAGAAACCCACAGGCUGGCUGUUGUUAAUAUGGAUUGGAAUCAUGUUAAGGCUGUUGAUCUUUAUGUAUUACUGAGCUCAUUUCUUCCUAAAGAUGGGCAAAUUUUGUCUGUGGCUGUCUAUCCAUCUGAGUUUGGGCUUAAGCAUAUGGAAGAGGAGGAGGUGCAUGGUCCCAUUGUAUUAUUUGACGAUGAGACUCAACAAAAUGACAGCGAUGAUGAAGAUGAGAUUGACGAUGAGAAGCUGCGUGCUUAUGAGAAAAGUAGGCUAAGGUACUAUUAUGCUGUAGUGGAUUGUGACUCAAGUGCUACAGCAGAUUAUCUUUAUAAAGUUUGUGAUGGGCUUGAGUUUGAAAGAUCAUCUAAUGCGUUGGACUUGAGGUUUAUUCCUGAUUCAAUGGAAUUUAAACAUCCUCCUCGUGAUGUUGCCACAGAGGCACCUGCAAGCUAUGAAUGUUUAGACUUCCAUACUGGAGCAAUGCAGCACAGUAAAAUUCAUAUGUCUUGGGAUGAAGAUGAUCCACAACGUAUAAAGACCUUGAAACAAAAUUAUAAUGCCGAUCAGCUGGCUGAAUUGGAGUUUAAGGAGUAUCUGGCUUCUGAUGAGAGUGAAACAGAUGCUGAUGAGAACGACAUUGUCAUGGGAGAUCAAUCUGAUAAAAAACAUAAGAAACGAGACAUGUACCGUGCUUUAAUCAAGUCCAAUGAUAAUUCAGAUGAUGAUGGUGAGAAUGACGGCCAGGAGAUGGAGAUUACUUUCAAUACUGGCUUAGAGGAUAUAAGCAAGCUCAUUCUAGAAAAAAGGGAUAAAAAAUCAGAAACAGUUUGGGAAGCCUAUCUCAGGAAGAGAAGUGAGAAAAAGAAGGCUAGGAAAAAUAUGUCCAAGUAUUCAUCAGAUGAUGAUGAGAGCAGCGAUACUGAUCGAGAAGCAAUGGAGCAGCCUGAUGACUUUUUCGUUGAAGAGCCUGCAGUUAAUGGACGUGAGGAGGUAGCUCAAGGUAAAAGGAAGAGGAAAGAGGAGCAGUCCCAAGAAGCAGAUAAAGAAGCAGAAGCAAGCAGAGCAGAGCUGGAGUUAUUACUUGCUGAUGACAAGGGCACUGAUACUGGUCCGAAGGGAUAUAAUUUGAAACGUAAAAAGAGUCAAGGAAAGAAGGGAAAGGAAGGUCUAGAUGAGGACAAAAUACCAAAUGUUGACUAUGAUGAUCCACGGUUUUCGACACUAUUCACUUCACCUCUAUAUGCCCUGGAUCCCACAGACCCACAGUAUAAAAGGAGUGCGGCUUAUGCCCGAGCACAAAAGCAGCAGAAGGGUAAGCAGGAAGAAUUGGUGGAAAAGGAGCUGAAUAAGCCCCCCACUGAAGAUCGGUUACCACCUGGCACCCAUAAAACCGAAGAAGAGCAUUUGAAAUCAGAUUUUUUAUCGUCCAAGAAAGAGAAGCAUGAAUUGUCUUCCUUGAUUAAAUCAAUUAAGAUGAAGUCCCAGCAAGUUAAGUUGCCAUCAAUUAAGAAAUUGAAGAAAGACGAAAACUUGCAAUCUGAAGGUACAAGGCACAAGGAAGAGACGCAUGAGCUCAAAGCCUUGGUCCAAUCAAUCAAGAGAAAAGCUAGAAAUUUACAAAAGUAAACCAGGGAAAGUACCGAAUCUUUCUUUUCCAUUGGAAAGAAAAUAGUGUGGCAGCAGCAUCUGUGCGACUGGGUCGUGCCAACACUUCUGAGAGAAUUCAUUGCAUAUAUGGCUCUGAAGUUUCAAGAGUUCCCUUUUCAUUUUUCUUCGAUUCCUUUAAUUAGAAUAGGUAAAUUCAAUAUAAGUAGAAACAAGAAAAUUUUAAUGCGAUUAAUUUAAGGCUUUUAGCUUUCCAUGCCAUAGAGUUUUGCAGGGACAUUGGAGAAGUUUUUGUUGUCAUCUUGGUAGAAUGCAUCUUUUGUUUUCCGGGAAACUAAAAGAUUUCCUCUGUUCCAGUAUUACAGCCUAAAUUAUUUC